This is a messenger RNA of Cryptomeria japonica (Japanese cedar), 1058 nucleotides long. RefSeq lists its product as uncharacterized. Bases 380 to 712 code for a protein of 110 amino acids. NCBI's taxonomy places the organism in Eukaryota, Viridiplantae, Streptophyta, Pinopsida, Cupressales, Cupressaceae. Gene Ontology annotation, molecular function: zinc ion binding; nucleic acid binding; DNA-directed RNA polymerase activity. Gene Ontology annotation, biological process: termination of RNA polymerase III transcription; DNA-templated transcription. The transcript has 5 exons. The record is from RefSeq and is a predicted model, not a curated record. Gene Ontology annotation, cellular component: RNA polymerase III complex.
GUUCAAUCAUCGUUGGUUGGCUUCAACCACCGUGUAUAUUUAUUCGAAAUUUCAUUGGAAACAAGAUUGUCAUAGAAAGAGGCGGGCGCAUCUUGAGUUGCAGGGCAGAGAAGAAGCAGCGAACAUUCUGGAUGCUGCUUCAAACUGCUUCAAAACCUUGUGGCCCACCCUGGCGUUCAUGUACUCAACCGGAUGCAACUGCGAAACAAGGAAGUGGCAAAUUACAGCAGAGAUUGCUUUGCAUUAAAUUACUUUCUUCUUCUGUUUGUGUUUGCUGGCGUCAAUAGCUCAAGGCCGUUAGCAGACUAUACGUUGGCAGCUUCAUCCACAACUACCGACAGGAGCUCGCUAGAUACCCUGCUUUGACUACAGUAUAACUAUGGAAUUCUGCCCCACAUGUGGCAAUAUGCUUCAAGUUGAGCUUCCAUAUAUGAGGCAAGAAUUGCGCUUUUUCUGUCCUACUUGCCCAUAUAUCUUUCCAAUCCGACGCAAGAUUACCAAAAAAACCCCUCUUUCCAAAAAAGAGGUGGAUGAUGUGCUCGGUGGAGAGGAUGCCUGGAAGAAUGUUGAUCGUACAGAAGCCAACUGCCCCAAAUGUAACUAUGGCCAAGCAUAUUUCAUGCUAAUUCAGAUCAGAUCAGCAGAUGAGCCAACGUCAAUAUUCUACAAGUGCUGUAAUAAUCAGUGCCAGUUCAGGUGGCGUCAGGAUUGACACCUCCUGUGUUGCACUACUAAUGUUUAAAAUGAGCAUACAUUGCUCCAUUGUACCAUACGAUACAAAUAGAACAAAAAAACAUUAGUUAUUUUAAGUCACGUGUUGAUUAUUUUACGUCUGAGCACGAAUCUGGCCCAUGUUUUAUCUUAGUUUUCAGGAACCAGAGAAGGUUGAUUGCAAGUAUUAUAGAUGAUGUCGUUGCAAGAUAGAUAGAUGUUUCGUGAUUAUCUAUUUGAACUUUGAAUGGGGAUUCCACUGAGACUUAUUUGUCAACAACAGAAGUCUUGAUUAAUUAUUCUAUGUUUUCUGCAUUUUAGUUGUAAGGCGCUUACCAUUUGUAGUA